Molecule: messenger RNA, 3266 nt
Organism: Cyprinus carpio (common carp)
Lineage: Eukaryota; Metazoa; Chordata; Actinopteri; Cypriniformes; Cyprinidae
Product: sestrin-1-like
Biological process (GO): regulation of response to reactive oxygen species; cellular response to leucine starvation; positive regulation of macroautophagy
Cellular component (GO): nucleus
Molecular function (GO): L-leucine binding; oxidoreductase activity, acting on peroxide as acceptor
Source: RefSeq, a predicted model, not a curated record
UUGUUAACUCAAGCCGCUGUGCAAAGGACUGAAAUCGACUGAAGAGCCAGCGCGCAGGACGGCCUCAUUCAACGGCAGCGGGGAUGACUAGAGAGAAUGUACAUUUAUCAUUCAGGUGUAUAGUUGAAGAAUAGUAGACUGUUACAGUGAUGGAUGUGAGAGAUGCUGCAGGAAGGUGGGAUGCUCUGGGCAGUCGAGACUCGAGCUCCAGACAGGCAGCGAUGGAGCUCAUUCACCAGGAGGUGAUGAAGAGAAUAGAGACCAUGGGGCCGAUACCAGACCCGCAGUCCUCCUCUCCCCCAGCCAUGGAUGACAGUCUGUCCAGUGAUCUUAAUGCUCUGCUGGCUCAUGUCCUGAUGCUCUCCAAACAGUGUCCUUAUGAAGAUGUCCGGGAGAAAUGCAUAUGUUUGCUCCAGAAAGUUCAGGACGUUGGAGUGCGAAUCCCCAGACUGGUGGGAAAUGGACCAAGUAGAUUCAUUCCAGAGAAAGAGAUACUUCAAGUCAGUAAAUUGAAUGAAAGAAUACAGUCGAUUUUUGAGGACGCCUUCGCAGUGCUCGGUCGCCUUGACAACAUCUCCUUGGUGAUGGGGUUCCAUCCUCAGUAUUUGGAGAGCUUUCUUAAGACUCUGCAUUACCUGCUUCAGAUGGAUGGUCCAUUGUCUCUGCACUGCAGACAUUACAUAGGGAUAAUGGCUGCCGCUAGGCACCAGUGCACGUAUCUGGUCAACCUGCACGUUAAUGACUUCCUGCAUGUCGGAGGUGAUCCCAAGUGGUUGAAUGGUCUGGAAGAAGCCCCACAGAAGCUGCGGGCUCUUGGAGAGCUCAAUAAGAUCCUGGCCCAUCGCCCCUGGCUGCUCACCAAAGAACAUAUUGAGCAUCUACUGAAGGCAGAGGAGCACAGUUGGUCCCUGGCCGAGCUGAUCCAUGUUGUGGUGCUACUCACGCUCUAUCACUCUCUGGCCUCCUUUACGUUUGGAUGUGGCAUCAACCCUGACAUCAACACAGAUGGAGGACAUACGUUCAGGGUGCCCUCGCUCAGUGGUUACUGCGUUUGUGACAUUGCCAAUGGCAACAGCACCCUGGAGGAAAUGUUUGGAAACCAGCAGGUGUCUGAGUUCUCUGGUGAGGUUGAAGUACUGAUGGAGAAGAUGAAGCAGCUCCAGGAAUGUCAUGACGAAGAGGAAGCCAGUCAGGAGGAAAUGGCCACUCGUUUUGAGAGGGAAAAAACAGAAAGCAUGCUGGUAGUCACCUCUGAGGAUGAGGAGUGUGUACCAUCCAGAGAUGUUUCACGACAUUUUGAAGACCUUAGUUAUGGCUACAAAAACUUCUCCAGGAGAGGAGAACAUGUACCCACUCUCAGAGUGCUGGACUAUAGUUGGGAGGAUCAUGGAUUUUCCCUGGUGAAUCGGCUGUAUCCAGAUUUUGGACAGCUUCUAGAUGAAAAGUUCCAGAUCGCAUACAAUCUGACGUACAACACAAUGGCAACACACCAGGGUGUGGACACUUCCAUGCUUCGUAGAGCCAUCUGGAACUACAUCCACUGCAUGUUCGGGAUUAGGUACGAUGAUUAUGAUUAUGGAGAAAUUAACCAACUGUUAGACCGCAGUUUUAAAGUCUACAUCAAAACUAUGGUGCGCACUCCAGAGAAGAUCACCAAGAGGAUGUAUGACAGCUUCUGGAGGCAGUUCCAGCACUCUGAGAAAGUCCACGUUAAUUUGCUUCUUAUGGAAGCGCGCAUGCAGGCAGAACUGCUCUACGCUCUGAGAGCUAUCACUCGCUACAUGACAUGAAGUGCUGUUCUUGUCUACCUUUUUAUUUUAUUUUUUUACUGUCGUUGAUGUUUGACACUUCAAUAAAUGUAAAAAUUACAAAAAAAAAGGAAAAAACAAAACUGAGGAAGAACAACAACUGGUGGGUGUGGAGGACGAUGACAAGGUUGUUUUGUUAAAAGAAGGAAAAAAAAAAAAACUGUCAACUGAACCUACUUGUUGAAUCACUUGUGUGGCUGCUCAGCCUGCAGUGCCAACACUGGCCACUGGCUCUGAGAAGAAUCCCUCUAGUGUGUAAGAGGACAAGCUGAGACUGCGAGCUUCUGGAGGCCAGACUUCCUUUAGUAUUUCAAAUGCAUCUGCGAUAAGAUGCCAUGUAAUCAUAUCUUCUUUAUGUGAGAUAAAAAAAAACAAAUGUGAAAAACAAAUAGGAACUCCAGCACCAGUGCAGAAAGACUGCACUGACAAGACUAUCUACUAGCGUUUUUUUUUUUUUUUUUUUCAUAUCGUUUUAUAUAGUUUAUUUUUAUUUUUUCCAGCAGUGGCUAGAGAUAGAAGCAUUACUGUUUUUGCAUAAACGCGUGCCUAGUCAUGCACAGCACUGGCGAAAGAUGCUUAGGUGCCGUCUGUUCAUGCUGCUUUUCUCAAUUGAGAGGCCCUUAAAACCCAAACCAUCACCCAUUUAUAUAAGCUAAUCCAGGAACGUUAGUGUGAGAACGCAAUUCAAAAGUAAUAGCUGUCUGAGCCCUUGUUAGAGUUUACUGUAAGACACCACUUUGUUUCAUUAGGACAUUUCCAAUGGGUGAAUGCUAUGAGGGUAGUAGAGAAAAAAAUCCAAACAUAGGCUCUUUUAGGGGUGUUCAUUUAUAAAAAAUAUCAAAGCACUUUUUUUGAAAAAUGUUAAGCUUCAGCUGUUAUGUAGCCAUUUUGUUUUGAUGACCGUUUUCUAUCUUUUUUUUUUAUUUGUGUUGGCAACUUUCAAAGUGGAAAGGUCUUCCUUUUGUGAUGUGCUUCCUGUUGCUCUGAUCCAUCCGCCUUAUCUGUCUUCCUUUUAAUGCAUGGUCAUCUUAACUCCUUGUUUUUAUUUUGGGGUUUAUUAAACUAAAUACCUCCUGUUGUGUAUCCUUAAAUAUCUAAGUGCUGUCUGGUGAGCAGAACAGAGCUAAACGGUGAACCAGGCAAUCCGCACGACUGCACGGUUGUGGGGUUAAACCAUGCUUGUUCUUAUUAUCAGAACUUUAACCAGUGUAACUAAGCAAGUUUUGUUUUGAGUGUGUGUGUGUGUGUGUGUUUUCUUUUUAAGCGGGGUGGAUUCUCUGCGGUCUUUUUUUGUUUACUAAACCAGUUAAGUACUGCAUUCUGAUGAUGGCAGGACUAGAGGGAUGGUACUUUUUCUUUUGGAGGAGGUUUUAAGUCAGACUUGAGAGACUGAUGUCAGUUACUGACAAUUUUAUAAGAAAUUAUUUGUAAAAAAAAUAAAUAAAACAUGGUAUUUCA